AAAGCAAAAACACGAACACGCCGGAGACAGAAGAAGAAAGACAGAAAGACAAAAUACCACGAUGGCAAGCUCUUGGUCUCUUUGCCUGGUUUCGACGGCGAACAACAGCCGCAAAGUGAUCCAGGUGAAUCCAUCUUCUGAUACAGUGCAGGUUUUGUUUCAGUUGGCAGGAGACGCCUUUGGAGGACAAGUAGUAGAAUCGUUGAAAUGCGGUUUCCCUCCCAAACCUCUCGGUGCGGACGAUGCCACGCUGUUGUCCAAGAGUGGAGUUUCCAAUCAAGAAAGGGUCCAAGUGGUCCUCCAGAAGCAAAAUAAUCAACAAGAAAACAACAGCAACAAGACUGCCAAAUCUAAUAAAAAGUCCCCCAAAAAGACAACCGGCAAGGGCAAAAAGAAGAAGGCCACAAAUGACGACGACGAUGACGACGAAAGCGAAACAAACGUGGCUUCUCCCGCUGCGACGACGACGACGAGACGAUCCAAACGAGCAGCCGCUCAAGCUGCCACUGACUCGUUUGCCCAAGUCAUCAAGCAGCAGGACAAACUCAUGAAGGCAGAACAAUCCAAAACGAAAAAGUCUCCAGCAAAGAGGGCUUCUGGUGGCGCAACCGCCAUCAAUCGACAACCCAAACGUGUCAAGACAUUCACCAGCACGGCACCAGGAAGACGAUUGGGGGAUGGUGCUGUGGUGGCAGCUGCUGCUGCUGGAAAGAAGAAGACCAGCAGUGCCAAGCGAACCAAAACAACAGCAGCAGCAGAGCCACAUCAAUACGAAGAUAUCUCUACGGGUCUCUUGGGGGCUCUCAAUGACAAGGGAUCCACGGGACGAAUCAUGAGAAAGGGAAUCAAAAGUGCCGUUCACAGUGCCUACCAAAAAACACAGGCUGUUGCCAGAUUGGCUGCUCUAGAGUCGAGGAAGCCUCAGGAGUCCGUUCUCAUGGAAAAACACAAUGACAACAGCCUGCACGUCAAAUUCCAAAAGGGAGUGCAAGGAAGAGGAUACUUUGAAGAGACUGUGGAUUUCAUUCCAGAGGAUGUCUUGAAAGAAGUCAUUCGUGCCAUCCUAAAGUCGGAACCCGACGGAUUGAGACCUCAAAACAUGGCAUUGCUCAGUCCGCGCUUGUUGUGGUCGUUGGCACAUCGACAUUGGACUCUUCAACAAGAACGACAAGAACAACAGGAUACGCCUUCGCCAUGGCAACCAUUUUCAGUAGAAGAGGCCUACAAACAGUUACUGCCGGAGUGCGAUUGGUCCUUUAUGCGGCGACGAAAAGAACAAUUGUCCGCCAAAGCAAUGGAGAAUCUUCGGCAGGAGCAAGCAGAACAAGAGGACGACGCCGAAGAAGAAGAAAACCAAGAACGUGGAGAACAAGUCAUUCAUGAAGUCGAGCAAGCAAUGGAAAACUUACAACAGUUCGAUCGACAGCAGCGCGCCGAGCGCAUUGCCAGUGCCGCUAUGAAUAGACGACAGCGGCAGCAACAAGCAAUGGCAGCAGUUGACAAGAAUGCUGCAUGGGAGAUUGACACGCCAUCCGAAUUGGAUGAGGAUGAACUCAACGAAUGCAUUGCUGCUGCCUCCCAAUCGCAGAAUCCGACACAAGUGGCCACACUGGUCAAGGGACUUGUGGAGUGGGGAUCCAUCCACAAUUGGAGAGAACUAGCCAAUCAGAACCCAGCCAAUCUACACGCUCUAGUAGUGGAACACCACGAGGCGUUGAACAUUACGCAGGAACAAGUGAGCGAGUGGAUUGGUCAUGCCAGAUCCGAAUCGGCCGACGAAAUUAUGUUUCUUGUUUGCGACGGCAAUAUGGCCCACAUUGAGUUGUUGAGAGACAAGGCACGGGCUGGUACUCCCAAGGACUUGUGUGUUUGGAAGGAUAUGCCGGACUUUUUGAUGGAGGAACUGGGCGACGAUGCCGUGGGCAAAAUCGCUUUAUCCGAUAUCGUUCGAUGCAUCAGUCAUGCAGGUAGAGCCUUGGAGAAAUUCAUGUGGCUAGACUGGUUCGUCACUCCCAUCCAGGAAGCAUAAAGUUUGGAAAUGGGGCUGAAACAAUAUCAUUGUGGUCUCGUGGUGUCCUUGGUAUUCUGGCGCAGCCGAAGUAUUAUUAUUCGAAUUGCAUCCGAUCUUCUUCGAUUGAGUCGAAUGAUCAGAAUGAUUCGAUUCAAUCGAAUCGAAUGCUGCUUUGGUUCCACGAAUCUAUUCCACGUGGCAUUGUUGGAUCUUUUCUUGGCACCGAUGUGCUAGAUUGGUUUCGACGAUGAUCGGGUUGUCACAAUGCUUG
Messenger RNA from Seminavis robusta, 2282 nucleotides. The record is from the annotation of a GenBank genome assembly. NCBI's taxonomy places the organism in Eukaryota, Bacillariophyta, Bacillariophyceae, Naviculales, Naviculaceae.